AAAAAUCGCAUUAUUUACCAACAUUAUCGUUCGCCCGAAACAGUUAUAAAUAAGGAGUUUUCCUGAUUUUUCUUGUAAAAACUUAAGUAAAAUGGAUUACGUCGACAUUCAAGCGGUGGAAUCGAAACUCACGGAUGUGACAGUGACGCCGAUACCAAUGAACAAAACAACAUCCGCCCACGCACUCAACUAUUCCAAUCAUCAGCAGCAGCAUCAUCAUCAUUUUCAGGCCAAAAGCAACGCCGUACAACAGGAGCAAUUUCAGGCGCAAAACUUGUCUAGCGCCGCCUCGGCUAUCGUAACUCCGGUAACCAAUCUGAACCAAUUUCCCAACAACUCCAACGGGAAUCAGCUGACAAAGUAUGCCCAGUUACUGUUGGUUUUGGAGGAAAUGAGCCAAUCAAUACGCCCAACAUAUAGCGGAAGUAGAAGCUCGGCCGAGCGCCUCAAGCGUGGCAUCGUCCACGCUAGAAUACUGGUUCGCGAGUGCUUGCUAGAAACGGAACGAUCCGCCAGACAAUAAGGAUUCCUUCCAGAAUGAGAAAUACUUGAUUGAUUAUUGUGUAGUGGAUGGCUAGGAAGAAGACUUAAUCGAAAAUUUGGUUAAAAUCGUAUCAGAAUGAUGACACCUUUUGCAAACAAAAAAGAACAAGUACAAAAUAGCUCAAUCCCAAAUAGUACGUUGCCUAUUUACAAAAAAAUAUCAAGAGUUGGUUCUGAAUAAGACAGAGGAACAAAAUUUUCAACAGAUUUACAUAGCUACCGAACCGAAUGAUGUAUACUAACAUAAAGCCUUCACAAAAGACAUGGUUUAUACAUUACGAGCAGAACAGAGACGUUCCCCGCGACGUUAAAAGACAUUUAGGAUAAAGUUUUGUAUGAUCUGUAUUUUUCAGCAAAUAAACCACGUGUGUGUAA
Molecule: messenger RNA, 918 nt
Organism: Culex pipiens pallens (northern house mosquito)
Lineage: Eukaryota; Metazoa; Arthropoda; Insecta; Diptera; Culicidae
Exons: 2
Coding region: 92-523 (143 amino acids)
Cellular component (GO): nucleus; cytoplasm
Source: RefSeq, a predicted model, not a curated record